AUGCCUGGAGCGGGAAAACACCACAUAGUUGGAGCGCCACAUCAUAUGCCUGGAGCGGGAAAACACCACAUAGGUGGAGUGCCACAUCAUAUGCCUGGAGCGGGAAAACACCACAUAAGUGGAGCGCCACAUCAUAUGCCUGGAGCGGCAAAACACCACAUAGUUGGAGCGCCACAUCAUAUGCCUGGAGCGGGAAAACAUCACAUAGGUGGAGCGCCACAUCAUAUGCCUGGAGUGGGAAAACACCACAUAGGUGGAGCGCCACAUCAUAUGCCUGGAGCGCCACAUCAUAUGCCGGGAAAACACCACAUAGGUGGAGCGCCACAUCAUAUGCCUGGAGCGGGAAAACACCACAUAGGUGGAGCGCCACAUCAUAUGCCUGGAGCGGGAAAACACCACAUAGGUGGAGCGCCACAUCAUAUGCCUGGAGUGGGAAAACACCACAUAGGUGGAGCGCCACAUCAUAUGCCUGGAGCGGGAAAACACCACAUAGGUGGAGCGCCACAUCAUAUGCCUGGAGCGGCAAAACACCACAUAGUUGGAGCGCCACAUCAUAUGCCUGGAGCGGGAAAACAUCACAUAGGUGGAGCGCCACAUCAUAUGCCUGGAGCGGGAAAACACCACAUAGGUGGAGCGCCACAUCAUAUGCCUGGAGCGGGAAAACACCACAUUGGUGGAGCGCCACAUCAUAUGCCUAGAGCGAAAAAAACACUAGAUUGGUGGGGCGCCACAUCAUAUGCCUAG
Molecule: messenger RNA, 744 nt
Organism: Gigantopelta aegis
Lineage: Eukaryota; Metazoa; Mollusca; Gastropoda; Neomphalida; Peltospiridae
Product: histidine-rich glycoprotein-like
Exons: 1
Coding region: 1-744 (247 amino acids)
Source: RefSeq, a predicted model, not a curated record